Molecule: messenger RNA, 405 nt
Organism: Lactuca sativa (garden lettuce)
Lineage: Eukaryota; Viridiplantae; Streptophyta; Magnoliopsida; Asterales; Asteraceae
Source: RefSeq, a predicted model, not a curated record
ACAAGGAAAAGGAAAGAACAAUCCGUAUGCGUGGAAUAACUUCAUUAUUGCGAGGAAACAGUAAAUUGAAUAGAAUCUACCCUGUUAGAGCAUCAUGGGUUGCCACUGUAACACCAAAGAAGGUAAAUGAUGAUGGUUUUGAGAAGAAAGAAGAGAUGAAAAAGGAGGAAGUUGAUCCAAUUGUUACUUUCAGUAAGCCUCCACCUAUGCCACCUGUUCUUGGACCACUUGUUCUCUUCUCGCUUUGGGAAACAUGGUCAACUCCAGACGACAAGUGACAACUGAAAUUAAGGUGUCGUGUUUUUUUUCUUGCAAAAUAUCGAAUGAUUCUAACACUUAAAAACUUGAUCACUAUAACUAUAUAUUGUAAAUCUUUUGUAUUAAUAGAAGUAUGACUUUGUGUCA